UAGGAAAACUGUGAGAGGUAGAGUCUAAAGCAAGUUCUCCUUCCUUCGAUUGUAUGGCAUGCAGGUCUGAUACGUUAUAGACGUCGCAAGCAACUGAAGGGGCCGGAAAAAUAAACGCGACCGGAUAGGCAACAUGGAUGGUCGGAAUCCGGAAGAACAAGACGGUAGCAUGAAUGCCAACCGACGGUUCAACAGCGAGGGGGUCAAAGGCAACGCGAGGGGGAUUUUGGAAAAAGGGAGUCAUACCGGGAGGAGGCCUGCAGAAUCUCGGGGAAUGAGGCCAAUCGUAGUCGGAAAUACGGAAGAGUCACAGACCUCGGUGGGUGGAGUGACAAAGAGAAGGAAGGUAGCAGAUACCCUACGAAGACUGAAGGAAGUGGAGCAGAUGAUAGCAACUUACAAAGCUGGUGUAAUUGAAGAGAUGAUAAAGGACAUUGAGGGUGAGGAUGACGAUAAGCUACACAAUGAUGAGUGGCAAGGUGAGAUGCAACGAGAGCGCAUCAUUGGGAAGCCCGUACCGACUCCAUUGAUGGACGCCGGAGUAGAGGUUGUCGAUCUUCAUGACUACAUUGCGAAGAUCGACCGCGAGUUCAAGACACAAUGGUACGACGACACCGACGCGCCAUUGUUGUACAUACGCAUUCAGAUCGGAGAGGCGGCGUGCAACACUUUGAUCGAUUGCAGAGCUACUCGUAACUACAUGAGCCAAGACUUUAUGGUACGCGCUGGCCUUGGGCCACAUGUUCGGAGGAAGUCGCAGCCCACGCAAGUCACGUUGGCCGACGUUCACACGCACAAGUCAAUCGACCGGUGCAUUGAUGUCGUCCCCGUGUACCUUGCCCCGCAUGCAAGCGAGGCCGUGUCCUUCGAUAUUUUGGACACCAAGUUCGACAUGAUCUUGGGUAUGUCAUGGCUGCGAAGUGAGGAUCACCCAGUGAACUUCUACCGCCGCACCGUUCACGUUCUCGAUCGGAACGGAGUACUAGUCCCAUGCACGGUGCCUCCUCCUCACCCUUCGAUCAGAUGCCACGUAGUGUCCGCCGCAAGCAUUCGAGCUUCCAUCAUCCGGGAUGACAUCGAGGAGAUGUGGGUGUGUUUUCUCCACGCCCUCCCGCCCCAAGACAUUCCAUCGACGGACUCACCAUUGGACCCUCGCAUCACCGAGCUUCUCGAUGCCUACGGCGACGUGUUCGAAACACCGCACGGAGUUGUACCGGAUCGGCCCAUCCACCACGAGAUUAUCCUCGAGGAUGGGGCCACCGAUCCUGUGGGUGAUUUGGUGGCAGAGAUACAUCCGGAUGAUGGAGGACGCGAGGGUGGCAGAAGGCUUCCUGUGCUUCUCCUAGUCAUCGUCGUCCUGUUCCACGUGCUCAUCCAUUGUAAGGUGCCUGGGCGUACACACAGGAGGCGGUCAGCGAAGAAGGGUGUGGACAUGGACGACCGGCAGCCGAAGAGCAGGGCGUUGUUCGACUCCCCCACCGCUCCCCACGCGCAACAUAGUAGUGGUCGAAGGUCACAACAGUACGAUCCGACUGCGUACGCGCACUUACCGUCGAACGAAAUUCCGUUGCCGCCGAUGGACGACGAGGCGGAGGAGAAUGUUCUCGCAGAGUGGCACUCGGGAGCGACACAGGAUUGGGCGCGGAGCCAGUUCUUUGGUAGUCGGCAAACAGCCUCUCGGCAGUCAUACACACAACUGCUUGAAGAAGGUUUACGCGAGGAAGACGCAUGUGCCAGCGUCAAUCUAUCGUUCAGACUAUGUAGCGCGAGCUCAGCGGCGGCGACAUGUACGCGCAUCGUCGAUCCCCACCCUGACGGCGAUUGGGGUGAUGCGCCGGUCGUCGACCGGUCGGGGGGGGGGGUCGUCCGCAGGAUCGCUGACAGCAAACACGACGAGGGAUCGACAUUGUGUGCAGUUGAAGUCGACGCCUGCAACAUGUCACGAAGUCAUUCGUCCGCAAUGGGUGCAAUUGCCAUCGCCGUUGACGUUGAUGAACGGAUAGGUCGACACGUGUGGGCGGAACAUCGCCAGAAACUCCGUGGAGAUCUUGAAGACGCGAUAACGUCGGGGGUUCGCUGCCUGCAUGUCGGCAGAAGCGACGGAGACAAAGAGGCGGUUGUUGCGGUGGACGACUAUGAAGACUUGGACGACGAAGACAAAGAAGACGAAGACGCUGAUGUGGAGAUUCGGCCUCUGGGCAAGAGGUCCAUGGGUGGUCGUGGAACAAGCAAGAAGGCUUCUGCACCGCAUGGACGACGGACCAAGAAGAGUGUAUCUGCCGGGGAGCGAUGGCGAGGGCGACGUCGACGUGGACGGUGGGAGGACCUUUUGGUCGGUGGACCACAUGGUCGCUCUCGUGAGGGCAAAACGGGAUCAGGAUGCGCACCUGGAGGGCAUGGGGUACGCAUUUGCCUGCAUGAAGCCAAGGGAAUGGAAGUGGCAGGAUGUUCACGAGAGACUAAAGAAGGAUCACAGGAUCUAGUCGCCCUACAGGCUCAAAAGACUACACGGACUGUUUGGGUAGAAGAUCAGCAAUGGCCAGAGGUCCUCAUCCAAGAAAUGGCAGCGGUGCUGCAGAACGAUCAAAGCCAAAAGGCAUUGGUCGAAGUACCACAGUCUUGGGAGGAGGGUAUCCCGCCCCACUUCCUCCGACCAGUACUGUGUAUAGCCCCUCUGCAGGCCCAUUGUAGCACCGAUCUGGCAAUCAAUCUCAUAUCCGACCCAGAGAUUGACUCCAACGUGGACUCCACCCCCCGCUACUUAUUAUCUGCAUCAUCAGCAUUGCCUCAGACGGAGUCUUCUGAAUCGGAGGCGACAGACACGGAGACAGACAUCGAGCCAGAACCAGUACAGCAGCAGCAAAGGGCUGACCAACUAAAGACCAAAGUGGCCAUCAAUGUGACCGACCAUCAAAGUUGUGGCCUCCCCACCCCUUCUUCGUCAGAGAUGCAGUUGUUUACGAAACCAGCCACCAGAGGAAAAUUAAGAGAUCUGAUCAGACCCUCCUCGUUGUUGGCAGCACGCAGUUACGACCCCCUGCAGGGGCUGCUCGUCCUGCCGCUUAGCAGGGAAUCCGGUAGCCACAGCUGGCAGCUGGGCCUGUGGACGAAGGGAUACUUGGCAGACUUCAGUGGGCCCAAUACGAAAUCGAAAAGUGAAUAUGUGGUGCUCACAGUGGAAGAAUGGAAAGGGCAAUAUGCCAAGCACAAGGCUCUCAAAAUGGUGGCUGCGCUGCUCAAAGAAAACCAAGACAUCGGAGCUCAAGGGGCGGCUUUCCGCCAGGACCACCCCUUUCCGAAAGGCAUAACCGUAGCCACAACCGCCUUCGAUUACGACUGGUCCAGGAAGGCCGACUCUGUGUUGCUGUGGUUCACGGAAGAACAGCUAGGGGAUGGUCGGCACGCGUGGAGGGAUCGAAGGACCGGGGUCAGGGUCGGGAUCGAGGUCGGGGUUGAUCACGGAGUCGAUCGGGGGUGGGAGGAGUCAGGGUCAGAGAAGUCAGGGUGUGGGGGUCAAUCGGGGAUAGCGGGGGAGACGGGGUCGGCAGGCGUGGAGGAAUCGAAGGGUCGGGGUCAGGGUUGGUUGAUCAGGAACGAAUCCGUGGGAGUGACGGGGUCGGAGGUGGGCGGGAUCGGGGUCAAUCGGGAAUCGAUCGGGGGUGGGAAGAGUCGGGGUCGGAGCGGGUCUCGAGAAGGGAUAGUGGGAUCGAGAGUCGGGAGCGGGAGGGGGAGUCGAGGUCGGGAUUGGAUCACGGAGGGGACGGGGGUCGGGAUCGAUCGGGAAGGAUUGGAGAUGGGCGGGAUCGAGAAAGUCGGGGUCGGGGUUGAUAACGGCAGGACGGGUCAGAGGCGAGGUCGGGAUGGGGUCGGGGUUCACGGAGGGCGGGGAGGAACGGGAUCGGAAGCAGAGGGGAAGAGGCACGACGGGGUCGGGAUCGGAAGUGGGGAGGGGGAGACGCUCGCACUAAUUGAGGAUGAGGAACAGCGCCAGCUGGCAGCCGAGGCUGCCCGCCUACAAGCUGAAGCAGCGGCAACAGCUGAGAAGCAGCGGCUACAGGCCGAAGCAGAUGCAGAUGCCCAAGCACGCCGCAAGGAAGCCCAGGAUCUGCUGCGGUGGCAUGAAGCUGCCAGCAUCGAAAGACUCAAGUUCUGGCAGUUUCAACCGUCCAAUGCGGACGACGCGACACCGGAAGAGCAGCAUAAGGAGUUCCUCUCCAAACUCGUGACACGGUUGUUGUACGCUUGCAACUACCAACAAUCUGAGUUAGAGAGUCAGAACCAGGAACUGCAGCAACAGUACCAGGAUCAGAAGACACAGCACCAGGAGUUGGCGAACCUUCGCCGGAUAGUGCAGAGCUACGAGGAUGCUACACGGGCACUCAAUUCCCGUGUACUGGUCCUGGAGCAAGCCGUACCAGGACCAGAUGCUGGUGAGGCCAGCAAUGCACCCUCUAACCACCAACUGGAGCAACGCGUCGACCACGUCGUCCCAAUGCUCGGCGACAUUAGCACCUUCGCUGCGCCGACCACCAUCAGCAAUCAGCUGGAUACUUUGAAGACCGAGGUCCAGCAACUGCAGUUGACGAACACGGAUGGCAACAAUCCAAAGCAAUACAAGAUGCCAACUUUUCAAAUUGAGAAGUUUGACAACUACACGCAUCAGGACCCGGUGCUCUGGUGGGAGGCUUUCACGACGCAACUUCGGAUUCUGCCUGUCGCCAAGCACGGGUACAUCGACGCCCUGUUCAUGAACUCAAAGGGCGGAUGCCAGAUCUGGUUAACCCACCUGGCAGCCACCCACGGCGUCGACGUCGCAGAUAUGAGAGACAAUAUCACAUGGGAAGAGUUAACACGGCUGUGGAAGAAGCGGUUCAUCGUCGACGAUGCACCAGCACUCGCCAUCAACCGUCUCUUCACCAUGACUCAAGGCAACACAGCAACACGUGACUGGCUCACGGAAUGGCAGAAGAUCGCGGCAACGCCCGAUCUUGACUUACCAUUUCCGCAUCUGCGCCGUGAGUUCUACAACAGGUCAUGCGUUGCAUUGAGCCAGGCACUUCGUGAUUGCGAGCAAUAUGCAACUUUCGCCGAGAUUAUUGACAAGGCGAGAGAGAUCAUCAAGACCAAUAGGGCGGCUGCACACGAGAGGUCAACAUGGCAGCCGACCUAUGUGGAGAAGGUAAAGACUGGUCCACAGCCGCAGCAUUUCGCUGCAGUCCAAUCGGACAGUAGAGAAGACCCGGCAGCCACCCAAGCGUCACGUGAGGGAGAUCAGGUGGCUGCUGUCCAGCCGCGAAGCAACAACAAGUCUCGAGGUAACGGGAAGGCGAAAUCAGCAUCGCCGGCCGGAAAUGGACAACCUGCACCACCAUGGGUCAAGUUCGGCUUGACCGAGGCCGAGUACAAGUACCACGGCCGUUACGGCUGCUGUUACUGGUGCAACAACACCAAGCACAAGACCUCCCUUUGCCAGGAUCAGGCCAAGGAGGAUGUGCGGCCUCUACCGACUCAGUUGAUGGACGCCGCAGUAGAGGUUGUCGACCUUCACGCCUACAUUGCGAAGAUUGACCGCGAGUUCAAGACGCAACGGUACAACGACAUCGACGCACCAUUGCUAUACGUACGCAUUCAGAUCGGAGAAGCGACCUGCGGCGCUUUGAUCGAUUGCGGAGCAUCUCGCAACUACAUCAGCCAGGACUUCAUGUUGCGAAGCAAGGAUCACCCGGUGAACUUCUACCAUCGCACCGUUCACAUUCGUGAUCGGAACGGAGUACUAGUCCCCUGCACGGUGCCCCUUCCUCAUCCUUCGAUCAGUUGCCACGUGGUAUCCGCCGCAAGCAUGCGAGCUUCCAUCAUCAGAGACGACAUCGAGGAGAUGGGGGUGUGUUUUCUCCACGCCCUCCCGCCCCAUGACGCUUCAUCGACGGACUCUUCUUCGGAUCCACGCAUCACCGAGCUUCUCGACGCCUAUAGCGACGUGUUCGAAGGCCCGCACGGAGUAGUACCGGAUCGACCCAUCCGCCACGAGAUCAUCCUCGAGGACGGGGCCGUACCUCCGCACGGUUGCAUCUAUCGAAUGAGCGAGGAAGAGUUAAGUGUGCUUCGGGCACAACUCAACGACCUUCUGGAGAAAGGUUGGAUUCGGCCUAGCUCAUCGCCAUACGGUACUCCUGUUCUCUUCGUCCGGAAGAAGAACAAGGAUUUGCGGUUGUGCAUCGAUUAUCGCAAGCUCAACGCGCAGACGAUCAGAAACGCCGGCCCUCUCCCACGCAUCAACGAUCUUCUCGAGCGACUGGGCGGCGCCAAGUUCUUCUCCAAGCUGGAUCUCAAGUCAAGAUAUCACCAACUCGAGAUUCGGCAGGAGGAUCGCUACAAGACCGCGUUUAAGACGCGAUAUGGGCAUUCCGAAUGGCUGGUUAUGCGAUUUGGCCUUACGAAUGCCCCGGCCACUUUCCAAGCGGCUAUGACAACGGAGUUCCGACACAUGCUGGAUCGAUACGUACUUAUCUACCUCGACGACAUCCUGGUGUACAGCCGGAGUUUGGACGAGCAUGUGGAACACCUGCGCACCGUUUUGGAUCGGCUACGACAGGCCAAGUACAAAGCCAACCGCGACAAGUGCGAAUUCGCGCGGCAGGAGCUGGAGUACUUGGGACAUUAUGUGACGCCGCAAGGCAUCCAUCCGGUUGCGGACAAGAUCGAGGCCCUACGAGUAUGGCCCGAGCCCACCAACACCACGAACGUUCGUUCAUUCAUGGGGUUGGUGGGCUACUAUCAGCGAUUCAUCACCGGAUACUCGAGGAUUGUUGCACCUAUKACGAGAUUACAAUCGCCAAAGGUGCCAUUAACAUUCGAUGACGAUGCACGCCGGUCAUUCCAAGCACUCAAGACGGCCAUGCUCAUGGCACCCGUCCUUAGCAUCUAUGUCCCCACCGUUUCGAUGAGAGUGACUACAGACGCUUCCGGCUAUGGCAUUGGGGCAGUCUUGGAACAGCACGAUGGCGACGACUGACACCCUGUGGAGUAUUUCAGCCACAAAGUGCCUCCCAUCAACUCGCUUGAUGAUGCAAGGAAGAAGGAGCUGCUCGCAUUCGUCAUGGCUCUA
Chara braunii is the source of this 7105-nucleotide messenger RNA. Lineage: Eukaryota; Viridiplantae; Streptophyta; Charophyceae; Charales; Characeae. The record is from the annotation of a GenBank genome assembly.